AUGUCAUUAAACCUCCUCCUCUGUUCCGAACCCACCGACUCCAACUUUGGACGACGCGACUAUUGGAAUGAGGUAUACCAAAAGGAAUCCAAUUAUUCUUGGUAUGCGGGCUGGGAGGAGCUGGAGCCCUUUUGCAAUGAAUUCUUUGAAAUGGACUAUCGAAUACUGAUCCCAGGUGUCGGAAACGAUGCCGCUUUGGUCGGCAUGUACGAUGCAGGGUAUCACCAUUUGACGGCCAUGGAUUAUGCUCCAGAAGGAAUUGAGCGGUGUCGAGACAUGCUGGGAUCCCAACGAAUACUACAAUCAUCGGAGGAAGAAAAAGAUGACGAUGAUGGAGUAAAGUUGUUGGUAGCCGAUGCCCGUGACUUGAAAGGAGUACUGCAAGAUGAUUCGUUCGAUGGAAUAUUGGAGAAGGGGACCUUGGAUGCAAUUUUCUUGAGUGGUGGAAAGGACAAGGAAGAAGCAAACAAGAACAUGGAGCUUGCCAUUGAGGAACUUACGCGGUGUUUGAGGCCUGGUGGGAUCUUCAUGAGCAUUACGGCGGUUGUAGUGGGACAAAUCCAAGCUGCUUUUGACAGUCGGCAAGAUCAAUGGGAGUGUAUAGUCGAUGAAGAUAGCAUUUAUACGACGGAAGACGGAUUCACCAGCAACAAUAUUGAUGGCAACAUGCUAGUAUGGAAGAAACGAAUAACUGAGAAAAGCUAA
Messenger RNA from Cylindrotheca closterium, 705 nucleotides. NCBI's taxonomy places the organism in Eukaryota, Bacillariophyta, Bacillariophyceae, Bacillariales, Bacillariaceae. The record is from the annotation of a GenBank genome assembly.